This is a messenger RNA of Colletes gigas, 13268 nucleotides long. RefSeq names its product vacuolar protein sorting-associated protein 13D (gene Vps13D). The coding region runs from base 334 to 12348 and encodes 4004 amino acids. Gene Ontology annotation, cellular component: extrinsic component of membrane. Gene Ontology annotation, molecular function: protein binding. The record is from RefSeq and is a predicted model, not a curated record. The transcript is spliced from 22 exons. Lineage: Eukaryota; Metazoa; Arthropoda; Insecta; Hymenoptera; Colletidae. Gene Ontology annotation, biological process: protein retention in Golgi apparatus; mitochondrion organization; protein targeting to vacuole.
GAUUCAAAGUCCCAUUGACAAUGUCGAACCAGUUCGUAACAGUUCAAAUCGCCGGUGUUCGAUCAAUGAGUCGUUUGAUAUGACUUCCAGUGUUAACGAGGAAUUUCAUAGUUUUUCUUAUAAAUGCAGUAGUAGAUCAACAUAGAAUAUGUUACUUUUACUUAAGAAUAAUCGUACUUUGUCGUUGGUACGAUCUACGAAUGCUGUUAAUUCGCGAAUUCCGAAAGCGUGAAUGAAACUCUGAAAACAUAACCUAAACAGGUUAUUUAUGCCUACUACUUCUGCUUGUACAUUCGUUUUUAUAUUUAUUAAGAAACUUUCUACUUUUUCAAAAUGUUGGAAGGACUCGUAGCCUGGGUGUUAAAUAAUUACCUUGGAAAGUAUGUCGAAAAUUUGAAUACAGAUCAAUUAAGCAUUGCUUUAUUGUCAGGAAAAGUAGAAUUAGAAAAUCUACCAUUAAAAAAGGAAGCAUUACGUCAUAUUGGGUUACCCAUAGAAAUAAAAGCAGGUUUCAUUGGUAAGGUCAGAUUGGAAGUACCUGUUCGUCAAAUAAGGACAGCAUCUUGGGUUAUAGUGAUAGAACAACUUUAUUUAGUGGCAGGACCAAUAAGUUUGAGCGAGUUUGAUAGCGAAACAGAGGAACAGGCACUUCUACAGUAUAAAUUGAGCAGAUUAGAUUCUUUAGAGGCAAGAUGGAGAGCAGACACAGAAUGUGAUCCUGGUUACUAUGCUACCAGUUAUAGUUCUUGGGUAAAUUAUGGUACAUCCUUAGUAACAAAUAUCAUUGAAAAUUUACAACUGAAUAUCAAAGAUGUCCAUAUAAGAUACGAAGAUGGUGUAACAUUAUCAGAUGGCAGUGGUAUUGCACUUGGUAUAACUAUAGGAGCCAUAACUGCUCAAAGUUGCGAUGCCAGUUGGAUACCAGGUUCCACUUCGUGGAAUUUUACAGAUGCUUCCUUUAAACUUAUGGAACUUGAUAGACUUUCUGUUUACUGGAAUCAUUUGAAACCGGAUGAGUUUUUUGGUUCUCUCAAUCUCGGUGAUUUAGCUAUUGCUAUGAGCGAGCUAAAAAACAUAAUGAAAAAUCACAUUUUAUCGCCCGUUAGCGCAAGAGCGCAUGUUAAAAGAGACAGGUCCGAACGACCAUUGAGAUCUACAAAUAAACCAAGAAUUAUUGUAGAUCUUUUGUUGGAUGAUGUCCCACUAUGUCUUACAGAUGUGCAAUAUGAACAAAUAAUCAAGUGUAUAAAGAGCCUGAAAGAUAUAGAUCGUCAUAAGCAACAGAGACUUUGUCGUCCAACAGUUAGUGUGUCUGCAGCACCUAAGGAAUGGUGGAAAUAUGCAGCACGUUGUCAUAUUGGUAGGGAGGCUUUCAAGCCCAAAUUAUGUUGGGAAGAUAUACUCAAAAGAGGCAAAGAAAAUGUCUUGUAUGUCGAAACUUACACUAAAUUGUUAGGAACAACAACUGGUAUUUUACCUCCAGACAUUAAACAAUUAAAGGACAAAAUAGAACAGGAAAGAAGUUUUGAUGUACUUAAGGACUUGAGGGAAAUAUCAAUGCAAAAAGUUAGGCCACCAAAACCUGUUCAAAAUUCAAAUGUUAACAUACCGCAACCACGUGGAAUGCUCGAACAAUGGUUUCCACAAUGGUGGGGAUGGUAUUCCAAGGCACCAAACACAAAUACUCAGGGUACAUCUUCCACUUUUGACGGAGAACUUCUGGACGUUUUGGCAGAUACUAUAGACGAUGAUACGUUAUUGCGUCGCGAUACUGUAUUCGGACAGUUUAAUUUUACGUUAUCGAAGGGUGCUGUUUCUCUUUGCACAACGAAAAGUGAUAAUGAAUAUGCGAAAACUGUAAUUGAGCUACAAUUUGAACGAGUAAAUUUAAUUUACGAUUCAAGGCCCAGGUCUGGAUCUCAUAAAUUUUUUAUUAGUUUGGGAGCAUUGUAUUUGCAUGACUAUCUUACAGAAAAUUCUACUUUUCCAAUUUUGAUACAACCUCAAGUAGUAUCUUUUGCAACAUCGCGGGCACGCAGCUCCACAGAAAAAUUAAUAAGUCAACUGCCGCAACAUUUAUUUGAGAUGACUUAUGAGAAACGACCGUUACACUUGAGCGCCGAUCACUCCUUACAUGUCAACUCCAGGUCGCUGGAUAUAGUGUAUAAUCCCACUGUAAUAUACUGGCUCAUAGAUUUUAUGUGUAAGCCGCAUAGGUCAUCGUCCAAUCAAAGACUCCAAGCAAUGAAGCGUAGAACACGAAGGCAACUUAUAAAAAAUUGGGAACAGAUUUUGGAAGGAGACUUCGUGUAUCGUUCUUCUUGGGACUUGCAGUUCAAUAUAUCAGCACCACAAAUUUUAUUGGUAGAAAAUUUUACGGACUCCAAUGCUGCAGUCGUGGUUGUUGAUUUCGGCAAACUUCAUUUAUCGAAUUAUGUACAAAAUAACGAAGUGAUCAUGAAGCCAGGUUCAGGGACAAAUAGCGACGACGAAGACGAGAGAUUUGAAACACCUUGCUCAACGCCACCCGGCAGCCAAGAAAAUGGUUCUGUUCAAGAUUUUCAGACUAUAUCUGAAACCGCGUUACACCAAAAAUUGUAUGAUCAUUACACCAUCGAUUUGGUCGAUUUACAGAUUUUAGUAGGAAAAGUAAAAGAUAAUUGGAAACAUGUACGAACCAGAGGGAUGUCCAGUUUACAUGUCUUGGAACGUUUUAACAUAUCAUUACAAAUUGAACGACGUGUUUUCUCCACGUCAGAUCCAAACUUUCCAUCCGUAACAGUGUCGGGAAAUCUGCCAAGAUUAGUGGUGCACGUUAACGAGCAAAAGGUAGAGGCAAUUAGAUUGAUGUACACUCUACUUUCAAGUUUCUCCAAGUCUACCGGAAUCCCACAAACGAAUGUGGUCAAUGUGGAACCUGAAAGCCCAAAGAAAGAAGAAAAUGGAGACAAGUGUAUAAGUCACGCUGUGAUGGUCCAAUUUAUUAUUGACCAAAUGACCUUUGAGCUGCAAUCCAGAGGCCGCAGUGUGGCAGAACUACAAGUAUCUGGAGUCAGAGCUGCUUUCUGCAGAAGAACAGUAGACGUUAAUGUUUCCUUGUCGGUGCACGGAUUACUUCUAGUCGAUGCUCUUCAAGAAUUUGGUCCCGACUUUGAAUUACUAGUAGCCAGUCACAAACAUGUGGGGAUGGACAGCAUUUCUGGAAGUUUAAGAGACUCGGAACCGACGUCACCUGUUUCACCAGUGUCUCCUGGAUCUCCAGAUCCCACCCUACCAAGGAGGUUAACUUCUCCGGUUGCUCUGACCAAUGCUUUAUCCACUUUGGCAAGUAAAACAAAGAAUCCUCAGUCCCCGAGGAAUAAUUCAUUGAUCGAAUUGGACAAGAUGGACUCGGAGGCCUUAAUUGUCGUUGAGCUAACAUUGGUGUACGACAGUUUGGAAAAUUUGAGAGUUGCCAACAUACAAUUCAACAACUUGGAUAUUAUCGCCAAUCAAGAAACGAUAGUAGAAUUGAUGGGCUUUUUUAGGAGGAUAUUUCCAUCUCGAAAGAUGAGGCCAAACAUAGAAAGACAAGAAUCGUUUUCGAAUCAAACUGUGGAACCAAAAAUCUCAAACAGGACAGAAAUAACAUUUGAAUUCCAUAGAUUGAACGUUUUACUUCUGCGGGCAGUAAUGCACGAUAAUCAUUUGGUAGGGCAGAAAAUCGCCACUGCUACAAUGUGCGAUGCUCGUAUACAAGCGACUUUGGCGGUAAAUACUUCAAUCUCUGGAUCACUCGGAGGUUUACAAGUGUUGGAUCAAACAUUGACUGGCAAAACGCAUCAGCGGAUUGUCAGUGUUGGGAGGGAUCCUAUCGCAGAUCCACCUCAACAGUCACUGGAACACUUUACUGGUUUGACCGAUCAGCCAGAGGCAUUUCGAUUCUCAGCGUAUCGUUGUAUCAAACCGUGUACACAGCAGCAGGAUGGAAUGGAGACCUUGAUAGAUUUAAACAUACGUAUAGGCAGUGUAUGGUACACUCACGCUCCUCAUCUGCUCUCUGAAUUACGUUCGUGUGCUGAUGAAUUUAAACAGUAUUUGAAAAACCUUGCUCGCCAGAUCAGUGCAGCAGCCACGGAUAUGGCUAUUGGUUUAGUUAAUGCGGAAGAUUGGUCAAUACCACCGCGCAGACGUUUGCCAAGUCUGUCUGUAGAUUUGGAGAAUUCAGGGGCCUUAUUUUUCAAACUAGACAUACUUCUUGACAGCCCUGUAUUGGUGAUACCUCGAUCAUCCCAUAGUCGUCAAGUUGUUGUUGCUCAUCUCGGUACUAUGUCUUUGCAACAUGAGCCUCAUCACGGAUCUAUGGCGAAGCACAAGUUGACUUUGGAAGUCAGAGACAUGAAUCUGUACUCUCUUGAAAUAUCUUCUAAUCUUAGUCAGGGCCACAUCAAUUUACCUUUGAGAGCAGAAGAGAUGUAUUCUUGCAAAGAGUCUGGAAAACCAAUCUUACAUGAUACCGUCUUAAAAAUUGUAGUCGAGAAAGAAAACGCGUUAGCACAAAGUCCCAGCUAUUUCCUUGAUGAUUUCUCGGGUAACCCGAUCGUUCAAGUUCAUGGAGUCGUGAUGACGCCUCUGAAAGUAUCUUUGUCUCGAGGACAGUAUGAACAGUUGUUGGAUACAGUGAAUAGAUUGUUCUCAAUGCCAGUAUCGGUCCCAGUUCAAAAUUCACAGAUAAUGAACAAGGUACCAAACUACUCCGAGAAGCUCGACCUGCCUGUUAAGGUUCUAUUCGAAUUGCCCACUUUGAGCGUGGAAUUAAAACAGGGCAUCCUAGAGCAGCCAUUGGUUGAACUGUCUAUGAGAGAUUUUAUUGCAAAGUAUGAGAAAUUACAAAGAAACGAAUCUACCAUUCAGGUUGCUCUGCGUUCUCUACUUAUGGAAGACUUGUUGUGCCCCAUUGGUUCACGACACCGAUGUAUGAUGCAGUCCUCAGCACCGAUUCGUGCAAAGCUUCCUGCUGGUGUUUCCAAAUCCUGUCCAGACUUUGCGUUUAUACAACAGUUCAGAAGCGAGUUUGGACGGGGAAGUUUGCCCGACAGAUUGGAGACUGACACACUGUACGGUACAAUUCCUGCUCAUUGGCGCAGGAAACCAGUGUCACUGGCGGGCACACCGAAUACUCCACCCCCAUCGCCUGGUGCAUCUACGAACGAAGAAAAUUUGGUACUAAUGAGCAUCACAAUAACCGAACCAGAUCCUGGUCAACAAACAAAGGAUCAGUUUCAUCAGAAAAGUGUAACCGUAGACUUCAAUUGUUUGGAUUUGGUGAUAAGUGUAGAGUCUUGGAUGGUGGUUUUCGAUUUUUUUGGAUUUGCAGGACCUUCGGGAACUAAUGCUAAAGUUACCAUGCAUCAAACCUCUAUUGAUGUGGAUCAGGUAGACAAGGCGGAUAAUCUGCCUUUGCGCUCAGAAACUGAAAUAGAAGUUAGGUCGUUAACAUUGGUGUUAAUACAGUCUGAGAGAGAAAUAGCGAAAGCCAAUGUGUCUAAUGCUAAUAUGCACAUUUUAAAAGCAGAUGGAAAGACAAAAGUAUCAGGAUCCUUGGGAUCUAUGUCUUUAUUGGACCUGACGCCACAUGGCAGAUUUUACAGAGAGAGGUUUUUAUCCUCGGGAAGGAAGGCGCUAAAUUUUCAGUAUUCUAGUUACGUAGACGCCGAGAAACGACCUUACGAUGCUCAAUUGAAAUUAGAAAUGUCUGCGGUCCAUUACGUACAUACUCAGAGAUUUGUAGCAGAACUUCAGGCAUUUUUUGGUCAUUUCUCUCAGCUUUGGACUAUAAUGGCGAAUUUAAGAGCUGGCGUGGGGGCUAUUAUAGAUACCAAUAAACGAAGCAUAAGAUUAUCAUUGAAACUUCACGCAGGUGCACCUGUGAUUUUACUGCCAGUCAGUUCCAGAUCCGACGAAUUAAUAUUAUUGGAUCUGGGAGAACUCACUGCUCACAAUCAGUUUGCAAUUUCUGAAGUAAUGGAGAAGUGUAUGCUGGAUAUAAUGUUUCUUGAAUUGGUUAAUAUGGACGUUUAUGCAGCCAAGAGAGUAAAGUGCGACGACCAGAACGAAAAUAUAGACAGCCUGGUUGUCGGUGGUUUUGUUAUCAAGAAACUUGGAUCGUCUUUGCUCACGGAGAUGUGUCACUUAAAAUUACGUAUUGAGAGAAACUUGGACACCUACAUUAGUAGAGAAAUUCCUGAUUUAAGCAUACACGGUAUAUUAUCAACGAUGGAUUGCGCUUUGGAUCCUGCUCAGUACAUGUUGAUUCGGGGUCUUCUCUCUUACAAUAUUGGAGAAAAUUUGGAUGACCUGCGACAGUUCAUGCAAGACUUGGACCAAACGGUUGAGUAUUCUAUAGUCAGCGUAAAUAAUGGAGAAAAGAUAUGGAAGAAAUCGUGCAUAACCCUUGAGUUAGUGAACGUCACUGUUAAGUUACAUCCAAAUUAUAAUAUCGCGGCUCUGGCGUGUAUUAAUUUCAUAAAAUCUAGACUGACUCUGGAUUCAUUGAGUGACGGGUCUCAAGAUAUAGACCUAGUGUCUCAAGAGAUAUUGAUCACGGAUAUGCGAUUCCAAGAUGAGCCCGCUAGCAGUCAGUCCAACGUUUUCACAAGUAUUUUGCAGCCUUUAAGAAAUUCUAACAACGAGAAUCGCGUACAGGCGGAAGUACAUCACAGGAGACGGAAGGCGAAUGCAGCAACAACUAUUCUUGUGCAUAGUAUGCGUUUGACUGCUAUACUGGACUGGUGGGAAGCCGUAAAAGAUUUUUUGAUGUUGAAUUCCCCAGAACCGGAACCUAUUUUUGGAAUGGCACAAGUGGCCACAGAGAGCAAUCAGGAAAAUGAAAGCAAUGCUUUUGCUAUGAUACCGUUUGAACUAAAGAUCAACAUCACUGAUUCAGAAUUGGUAAUUGUAGAAGACACAUCAGUCUGUGAUACCAAUGCUGUGAUUCUAAAGAGUACAGCUGUCCUUUCAUACAGGUCUGCCCCUCAAGAAGGAGAGAAACCUCUUUCCUGCAACUUAUCCCACUGCGAGUUGUUCUCCUGCAUUCUAGGACUAGAAGAAGAGACUGCUCUCUCUAUAAUCGAUCCUGUAGGGGCUAGUUUAGAUCUGACGCAGGACAAGUGUCUCGAAGUACAAUUUCAGCCAUUGUGUGUGAGACUGAGCUACCACGAUGUAACAAUGUUCUCCAGGAUGCUUAGUUCACUUCCGAAACAGACUUUAGUAGCGAAGCAACGUUCGAACGAAGCGUUGACUUCUACAGAAAGACAAGUACAAAAGUUGACAGCACUGGGGUUCAUGGACUCUGAUUGUAGAGCAGCUUUGCAGCUCUGUAAUGGUCAAUUAGAUGAAGCGGCUUUAUGGUUGACGCAAAAUGCAGUACCCAAUUCUGACGUUAAUACCAAGAACGAGUCUGUUUUCCAUACCGUUGAAUUACAAAUCUCCUGCGCCAGGAUAUGUAUUAUAGACGAUUGCAGAGAUGCCGACGUGCCACUGCUAGAAAUCACAUUAUUGGAGCUUAAUUUGAGACAGGAAUGCAUGAGACCUGGUCUUCUAUCCUCUGCUGUUAGCAUCGAUUAUUAUAAUAGAGUUCUCAGUGGGUGGGAACCUUUCAUUGAACCAUGGCGUGCUACCGUUCAAUGGGAACAGACACCGACUAACUCCCUUAGUUCAAAAAGGCUACAGAUAUCUGUCGACUCUCAGGAUUCUGUCGACGUUAACGUUACUUCAACAUUAACCGAGUUAAUAGAAUUAGUGAAGAACAAUUGGAUGCAGGAUUUUUAUUUGACGUCGGUUAAAGAUAUAAAUGUGAAUAAAUCGUCGGGUAGUGGCCAAGCGUAUCGGCGUAGACUACCUUUCAUUCCGUUUGCAUUGAAGAAUGAGACGGGCUGCAAAUUGUGGUUCAAAACUAUUAUUGCCACUGCGGAUGACAUCAAGGAAGUAGGACACAAUUUCAAGACAAAAAAUGAUUUUCAAAAGGAUGACACGUGGAUUGAAGUUACUUCAGGGAACACUGUUCCAUUCACUUUUGAAGGGAGAGGAAAAUUAAGGCAUCACGCCACGCACACUGUUCGCAGACAUCAGAUCACGGUACUCGUGGAAGGAUGGAAUCCAGUAGAUCCAGUUACAGUAGAUCGUGUUGGUAUAUAUUUCCGACACGCAAAUGGAAAUGUAACUGGUCCACCAGGAAACGAACGACUGUUUCAGAUGUUGACAACGAAGGCUAGAAUAGUAUUUGCAGUUGAAUUAGAAGGAUCAGCUAGGAAAUUAGUUACCGUUAGAUCAGCUUUACAAAUAUCCAAUAAAUUAAGACACAUGGUGGAGAUCAAAAUGGAGAAAUCUUUAAAUCAUUUUGAAUAUUUACCUCUGACUUUGUCUGUUAGUGAUAGAAUUCUGCAAGUACCUGCACAAUCUACCAUAUCGGUACCUUUGACGCAUACUGGUGUGCAAAUGUGUUUAAAACCCAUACAUUUAAACAAUUUAUUUCAAUACUGUACGGAAACUAUAGAUUGGACAGUAGUAAAGAAACCAUUAGAAGUUAUAGAGAAUCGUAUUACAUGUAGAGCUAAUCAUAAUAAUAUAUUUAGGAUGUGUGUAGCUGUGAUGCGAGAUUAUUAUCCACCGGAUACGAGUCAAAUGUUGCCAGCACACACCAUUACCGUGAUGGCUCCAAUUACAGUGAUUAAUUUAUUGCCACAUGAAUUGUUAUACGAAGUUGGUACAGAAAGUGGUCAAAUUCUACCUGGUGGUAGUGCAAAUUUGCAUACAGUAAAUAUCGAAGAGCAGCUAGAAGUCAUUAUACAACUAGAUGGUUAUUCUGGAUCAGGAACGAUGAUAUUGCCGCCAAAUACUAGUUCCUUCACCGCUCGUCUCAGGAUGACGGAUUCCGCUGGAAGGAUAUUGUUUCUGCAUGCAGCUGUUAAUAUAGAAAAAGGGUCUGCCAUACAAAUUAACAUCACCGCGCCAUAUUGGAUCAUCAACAAGACUGGUUUGCCGUUGGUGUUUCGGCAAGAGGGAGUUGGAACGGAAGCGGCCGGGCAGUUUGAGGAACACGAGAACGCAAGAAUGGUAGCGCCAUUAUUGUUCUCUUUCAGCGAUGAAGAAGCUAGCAGAACUUUAUCAAUGAGGGUUGGUACCGCAGUGCAUCCUCAUGGAAUACCACAGUGGUCUCAACACUUUUAUUUACAGUCUGGAAUACAGGUACACCGUCUUAGAAUAUCCUUACGCGAUGGUCGACCGGAUAUAGUUUAUUUGAUCAGUGUAGCUACUCGGACAGCAAGAGGAAAAUAUAGAGCUACAACUGUAGUUACACUGUCUCCUAGAUACCAGUUGCAUGAUAAAUCAAGUUUCACAUUAGAGCUAGCACAAAAAUGUUUUACCACGACAAUUAGCCAUCCCGAUGCCCAGGCAACUUAUAUUAAAAUUAUGCCAGACUGCCAUAUGCCAUUUCAUUGGCCACGUCUUGAUAAAGAUUUAUUGUUAUGUGUUCGUAUCGUGAAUGUUGAAGACUGUAUGUGGUCAGGUGGUAUAAAACUAGACGACAGUUAUUCAUUGACGAUUAACAUUAGAGAUGCAUCAGGAAGAAUGCACUUUCUUCGUGUAGACGUGGUUCUGCAAGAAAGCACGUAUUUUAUAGUGUUCACUGAUGCAGACACUAUGCCACCACCUAUAAGAGUUGAUAAUUUCUCGGAAGUUCCACUGGUGAUCAAUCAGGUCACUGUGCAUAAUAACCUACAAUGGACUGUACGACCUCAUUCGUCUGUACCAUAUGCGUUGGAUGAACCGAUACAGUCUGCAGGUUUAGUGAUAACAGCACCUGGUGGUGUGACUGCCACAUACGAUUUGAAUAUACUUGGAGAGGGUAGGGGCUUGACUUACGAAAACUUUAUUUAUAUCGCUUUCACUGGAACUUUCAAAACUGAUUGCGAUCUUGGGACAGGGGAAGGUGGUCUUGAUCCUCUGGAUGUCGAAACGCAAAGAUUAGUCUUAGAAGCUGGUCCUGGUGGAUGGGUUGCUUUACGGAGAAAGCAAUAUGGGGCAAGAUCCCAGUUGUGGAGGAUGACCGGCGAUGGGCAGCUGCAACACGAAGGUUCUAGUCCACCUAGAGAUAAACAUUCGAAAACCCCGGAGAUGGUGUUAGUUCUAGACAUUGCGGGUACAGCACCACAGCCGUUUACGUACUGUGCGCUGAAAUUAAGAAAACCUGACCCUAGAAGAAGAUCAACGCAAACUUGGCGAUUUACCGACGACGGUCGAUUAUGUUGCGUGCAUAAAAAUAUGUGCGUUCAGUCAAAAGAUGGAUUCAUGGGAUUGCACGAAGGCGGCUGUGUCGCCCGUUGGCAAAUGUGGAGCGAAGCAGUAUUAGGCCCCCAGAUUCAUAGUAGUCCCCCGCCGAUCGAACAACGCGUAGGAAGACAAAAGUUACGACCAGGAUCUGGUUUCCUGUCUGUCAGAGUAACAACUGACGGGCCAACACGAGUUUUACAAGUACUGGACAUCAAAGAAAGGAAGAAAACCUUUGCUUUAUUGGAAGAACGCGAUUGGUCACACAUUGCUGUUAGCCACCGUCCAACUCAAAUAAAUACAGACGCCGAAAACCUAAAUUCCAAAGAGUUAGAACUAAAAGUUAAUUUAAUAGCUGGUCUCGGUUUGUCAAUUGUUUCUCGAAGGCCUGUGGAGGAGCUGUUGUUUGCACGAUUGGCUGGUAUUUCGUUAGAAUUUGUACAAACCCCUGCCAAUACCACCUUAGAUCUGAGUAUCGAAGAUAUACAAAUUGACAAUCAGUUGUUCGAAGCACAGUGCACGUCUGUCUUGUACGUGACUCGAGCUACUCGCACGGAAAGUGAACCCAGACCGUCGAUACACGUGGUUGCCGAGAAGCUGAAGUCUAAAAACCAAAAUGCCGAGAUCUAUAAACACGUGAUUGUGACCAUUAAACCGCUCUGUAUACAUUUGGAAGAAAAGUUGAUCUUGAAAAUGGCUGCUUUUGUCGGGACAGGGAGGUCGGAGUUGGAGGUUCCGGUAGACGAGAAUGAUUUUAAAGCGCAAAGAUUUAUAUCCGAAGUGUCUGCGGCGCACGCCAAGCGAUACUACUUUGGCGCGUUAAAGAUCGUCCCUAGUCAGAUAAAAUUGAGCGUGCUCACCACCAUGAAACUACCGCGGCAUCUUCAAGCAAUAAAGAGACAAUUGGGUUUAACUUUAAUCAAAUUCGAAGACGCUACGAUCGAAUUGGAUCCUUUUCUCAAGAAACAUCCUUUCGAAAGUACUCAGUUUCUGAUACAUUCCAUUAUAAAACAUUACAAAGAUGAAUUGAAAUGGCAAGCCGCCGUAAUAUUAGGAUCUGUGGACUUCUUGGGCAAUCCCCUUGGCUUCGUGAACGAUGUCACCGAGGGUGUCUCUGGUUUGAUUUACGAAGGAAGCGUUAAAACGUUGGUGAAGAAUGUCACGCACGGUAUUUCGAAUUCAGCUGCUAAAGUGACAGAGUCUCUGUCGGAUGGGCUAGGACGUGUCAUAAUGGAUGAAAGACACGAGGAAGCUAGACAGAGGAUUCGAGCCAACACCGCAGGUAGCAGUGAUCACUUGGUAGCUGGUCUGAAAGGUUUUGGCUUCGGAUUGUUAGGAGGCGUUACGAGUAUUUUCAAGCAGACAUACGACGGUGCCGCGAACGAAGGAUUUCCAGGUUUCUUUGCUGGUUUUGGUAAAGGAGUUGUUGGUACGAUUACCAAACCGGUUGUAGGAGUUCUAGAUCUGGCCACGGAAACUGCCACUGCAGUACGAGAGACGAGUAGAAGUGCUCAUCGUACGAUACCAAAACGGGACAGGCCUCCUCGUGUCGCGUGCGGUCCAGCUGGUUUAUUACCUCCAUAUAAUCGCCAACAAGCAGAGGGCCAAGAAUUUCUUUAUAUCGUGAACGAUCACGACUACUCGGAACUGUUUGUAGCGUACGAAUGUUUGCGAAGCGGAACGGAGAAUCUAAGGGUGUUGGUGUCAAACGAGAGGAUCCGCGUUAUUUCUGGCGGCACCAAAGGGGUCGUGACCGAAGUCAGCUUGGCGGACUUGCUAUAUUGCCAGCCGAUGCAUAAACCCGAAAGUAACAAUGUAACGUUGUAUUAUAUAGAAUUAAUAUCUAGAUCGGAUUCGGCGGUGGCUGUCAACGUAGAUGGCCCUGAACUAUUGAGGAGACCGAAAGUCCGAUGCGAUAACGAGGAUGUGGCCAAGCGAGUAUCGCAACAAAUUAACUAUGCCAAGGGGAUGCACGAGGAACGCAGUUUGACUCUUUCUUCGUCGGACAACAUGUUGGAUGACGUUCAGUACUACAAAUAAUUGCAAAUGACCGCGCACCAAUAUUUUCUACUUUGAGUUUAAUGUAACCGUAUAUAUUUCGUAUGCUAGUCAGUUCUUUGAUUUCUGUAUUUGUUUUUUUCUUUUUUUAAUAGUGCACAUAAUGAUGCCUUAUUACGCUUAAACUAAGUUGACGAUAAGACUGAUGUAAGGCACCAUCGAUACCGCAGCAUCUAUAACGAGUACGUGAAAUUUUCUCGAGCGCAACAGAAUGUAUCAGUUUCACAAUACAUUUAACGAAAAGACGUGAGAAUAUUUGGUUCUUGUACAGCUAGUGCACGUAUAAUUUUGAUACUGGUAUUGAGAUCAAGGAAAAAAUCUAAACGGCGUGAGAUUUUUUAAUAGUGUAUAUAUAUGUAUACGUACAACGUGUAAAAUAUAGGCGGGUAAGAUAUUUAUUUGCAGGAACGUAAUCUACUUAAAUCGAUGUUACAUAAAAAAAAAAAAGAAAAAAUGACAAAAACCAAAGUUUUUGCAUAGAGUAGGAAUGAUAUUCAUUUUUUUUAUUAACGAAGUUUAAUAUUUUACAAAACUAUUUCGAUUUCGACAAACUGUAUUUGUUAUGGUAUAUCAAACAUAGCGUUGCGUGAAAGAUAAUGCCACUAACGAUUAUGUUAACUGUACAUUCUUCUAACAAUUGCGUGUGUAAAGGUAUUAAUUUAAAACUAGUACGGAUACUGUAAGACCAGGAAUAUCAGCUUAAAUACUUUUUACAAAGCUGGUAUUUUGUACAGUUUAAAUACAGUAUAUAUCUUUAUAUUACAGUAUAAAUUUAUGCUAUUCGAUGAUUAACGCUGUGUAUAUAAACUAAUAAGUAUCAAACGUGUUGAUGAUAUGUAUAAUAAUCUGUAUACAAUUGUCUAGAUUUGUUACAUCCUGAAAUUUCCACGCAGUCGAUAUAA